AUGCCAAACGCCAUUCAAAAGCAUAUUUUGAAGAAAGGAGAAUGUAUAUGGAGAAGUUGGAAUAAUUUGAUAGGUUUAAGAUGGAAAGACAAGCGCGACGUGUAUAUAAUAUCAAUGAAACACGAAACUGUAGAAAUGGUUGAACAAUUGAACAAAGAAUUACAGAAAAUAAUAAAACCUAAAAGUAUCCUGGAAUAUAACAAAGGUAUGGGUGCAGUUGAUUAUCAAGAUCAGAUAUUAGCCUGUUUCCCAAUCAUGAAAAAAGUCAUCAAAGGAUACCGAAAACUUUUCUUUUACAUGUCAUAUAUGGCUCUAUUCAACACCUAUAUUAUACAUAAAGCAAUUCACAGUCGAAAAAGGGAGACUUAUGUAGAUUACCGUAUAAAUAUAGCAGAGGCAAUUUUACAAAUUGUCAAAUUACCGGACUACAAAAUGCAUGGGAAAUCUACAUCAGUUGAAACUUUUCGACUCCAAGCUCAAUAUUGGGCUCAUUUCCUAAAAAAUAUCGAUCCGACGCCUCGAAAUAAACAUCCGACAAGAACGUGUAAAGUUCGAUAUAAACAUAAAAUACAAAGUGAAAAGAAGUGA
Messenger RNA from Vespa mandarinia (Asian giant hornet), 588 nucleotides. Its product is annotated as piggyBac transposable element-derived protein 4-like. Lineage: Eukaryota; Metazoa; Arthropoda; Insecta; Hymenoptera; Vespidae. The record is from RefSeq and is a predicted model, not a curated record.